AUGUCACGCGCGCCGCUUCCAGCCGCCGCUUCCGUUCGCUCCCCAGCCCGUGCCGCCGAACGUCAAGGCCCUCGUCACGCGAGGCUCAGAUUCACCCGCGAUGCCUUGUUGAGUUCUCCUCCCCCUCUCCCCCGCUCCUCUCCUCCCUCUCUUCCUCCCCACCUCUUCUUCCCCACCUCUUCUUCCCCGCCCUUUUCCUCUUCCCCUGUCCUCACUCCCCCUCCUCUGCCCCUCUCUUGUUCCACUUUCCUCCUCUCUCCUCUCCCUCUCCUUUCCCCAUCUCCUCUCCCCCUCUCCUCUCCGCCUCUACUCUCCUGUCUUCUCCCCCCCUCUCCUCCUCUCGCUCUCCUACUUGCCCCCUCCUUUCCCAAACGGCUUCCCACUGGCGGCAGCACGCACAGGGAGGGGAGUACCGGCGCGCAGCACGCUCGCCUGGCGCUGCAGCUGCAGGGAGCACCGGCUGCUUCCUACGGGCGGCAGCACGCGCAGGGGGGGGGGGAGUGUUUUCGCCUGCCCAUUGGCGGCAGCACGAGCAGGGGGGUGAGUGCCAUCGCUUUUCACUGCAGCUGCAGGGAGCACCGGCUGUCAUGGCCCUGCCCUUCCCCUUCCUGCACCAGUCCGUCAUCCAGGUGUGGUGUGGUGCGGUGCGGUGCGUGCGGUAUCUGUCCAGUUCUGUGCGGUGCUGCUGUGCUGGACCUGCCCUUCCCCUUCCUGCACCUCUCCGUCAUCCAGGUGCGGUGCAGUGUGGUGCAGUUCGGUGCUGUGCUGUGCGGUGCGGUGCUGCCCAUCAUCAUCUCCAUGCCACACUGCUUAUCUGCUGACAUUGCAAUGACCACAACGCCUCACCUUGUCUUCCCCACCUCGUUCCAUAUCGGCAUGGCCCAGGCCGUUUAUGUGCGUAUCGUGGCGACACACCAUGUGCUCCUACCUCUCAUCCCUCCACCUGCAUACCCACGCUCCACCAUGUACUCCUUGCCACUUCCACUAUCUCCCGCCUCUCUUCCCACCCUCUCCACCGGCUGCCUGUGGGUUGCAUGCGGGAUGCAGGUGGAGCAGGGGCGACACACCAUGUGCUCCUUCCCUUCCUCACUCCACCUGCAUGCCCGUGGUCCCUACGCUGCCCUCUGCGGUUCCCAAAUCUCUUGCCCAAUUAUACUCGCUUUUCAAACCCCAAGUUUUGCUUCCCCUUUUCUCAUCUCCCGUGCUGCCCCGGCAGGCUGCUCUUCCGCUCUUGAGCUUCCAACCACCACUGACGAGAGCCGGCCUGACAACGGCCCGCCUGCUCUACUCUCGCCCAGCAGCCCAUCUGCCCGCUCCGCCUCUUGUGCUGCGCCCCCACCCACGCCCUCUAGUCCCCCGCGCAUUCACCCCACACUGCCCCCCUCCCUCCCGCCUCUACCCUUCUCCCCGCUCUCCUGGCGCCACUACUACCUCUGGAGAGGCCUUCCCCUCCACUCGCCCGCUGCACUGCUGCUGCACACGCCACUCACCAUCCUCCUCGCCCUCCACCUGCUCCUCCCUUCCACCGCUCAAGUCCCGGGCCACACGCCUUCAGAUGCUGACGUGCCCUCAGGGGCUGACGUGGCUUCACGCAUUGCAGCUGGGAGGGAGGAGAGAGGAGGAGCGGAUGAGAGCGCAUGUGCAGAGGGGCAGCAGCAGUGCUGGCGGCGUGGUCUGACCUCUCGCCCCUCCCUCUACAUCCAUGUGAUUGGUGCGCAUCCAUCGCCACAUAUGCCAAGCAAUCAUCCAUCUUUCUUGCUUCCCUUCUACUACACUCUCUUCACCCAACUUCCCCUCGCCUUCCUUCCCCCUCCUGAACCCCCCUCACCACCCACCUACUACACUCUCCACGCUGGCAUGCAGCUCACCACGCACUCCCUAUCACCCUGCCUCUCAUCAUCCCUCUCACCAAGCACUGCACCUGCAAGGGUGGGCAGGGAGGACCUAGAGGGUGCCUGGCAUGCCUCUCACCACACGCUCUAUCUACCUCUCACCACGCACUCCCUCUCACCACACACUGCACCUGCAGGGGCGGACAGGGAGGCUCAAGAGGCGGCAGCACUGGCAGAGCUGAGAGUGCUGCUGCCUGGAGUGGACACGUGUGUGCACCUCAUUGGCCCCAACAUACCUGCACACAUGCACGGCAAGCGCAUUCUCCUUCUGCAUCCUCCCGUCUUUGAGCCUUGCAAGCCACAACCUGCUGAACCACAACCUGUCGAACCACAACCUGCCGAACCACAACCUGCCAAACCACAACCUGCCGAACCACAACCUGUCGAGCCACAACCUGUCGAGCCACAACCUUCUGAGCUACAACCUUCCAAACCACAACAAGCCGAACCACAAUCUUACAAGCCACAACCACUGGAAGCAGCAGGCGGUGCAGCAGGCGGUGCAGCAGGCGGUACAGCAGGCGUGGCAGUGCACUUCCAUCGAGGCCUCUAUCACCACGUGCUACCCUCCCUUGCCUGCUCGCCGCUCCCCUGCACCUCGCCGCAUUGCCCUCAGCACCCAUCCCCUUUCCAUCACAGCACCCCACGUCGCCCACAUUCCCACCAGUGCACCCAUCAGCCACACUCAUGCCACUGCCCCACGCUGCUGUUCCUUCCCAACGCGGGCCUGCCUGCCUUCCCCUCCUGGCGAGACACGCUGGUGAGUGAAAUGUGGUGA
Molecule: messenger RNA, 2670 nt
Organism: Closterium sp. NIES-65
Lineage: Eukaryota; Viridiplantae; Streptophyta; Zygnematophyceae; Desmidiales; Closteriaceae
Source: the annotation of a GenBank genome assembly